Molecule: messenger RNA, 258 nt
Organism: Verticillium alfalfae VaMs.102
Lineage: Eukaryota; Fungi; Ascomycota; Sordariomycetes; Glomerellales; Plectosphaerellaceae
Product: alpha-glucosidase
Exons: 1
Coding region: 1-258 (85 amino acids)
Biological process (GO): oligosaccharide catabolic process
Molecular function (GO): alpha-amylase activity
Source: RefSeq, a predicted model, not a curated record
AUGGGCUCUCUCAUCUGGGACGACGAGAAUCGCUACGUCGGCAAGCAGCCGUACUGGAAGGAUGCCGUCUUCUACCAGGUGUACCCCGCAAGCUUCAAAGACGCAAACGGUGAUGGCUGGGGCGACCUUGAGGGGCUGAUCUCCAAGGUCGACUACCUCAGCGACCUCGGCGUCGACGUCGUCUGGGUGUCGCCUAUUUUUGCCAGUCCGCAGAAGGACAUGGGGUACGACGUGGUCGGAUAUCAAGCCAUUGAGUAA